CAGCACCCUUCAUCACCCUCUCCUUCCACCACAUCCAAACACUUCCACCCAAAUCUCCAUGGAUCGUAGUACCGUUUCUCCUAUCAUAACUCAACAUGCCCAUGAACACACCGCAAAAGUCUCCGCUGCCCCGACAAAAUCCUUCAAGGGUGCCUGGACUUCUGCCAUUUUCAUUAUCUUUGUGGAGGUGGCAGAGAGAUUUGCCUUCUAUGGUUUGUCUGGAAACCUCAUAACAUAUCUCACAAACGAUCUCCAUGAGUCCACAGCCGAUGCAGCAAAGAACAUCAACACCUGGAUUGGCGUCUCCUCCAUCUUCCCUAUAGUCGGAGCAUUUCUAGCCGAUUCCUUUCUUGGCCGGUUCAAGACCAUUCUUCUAUCCACAAUGAUAUAUCUCACAGGCUUGGUUCUGCUGACUUUAACAGUCUCAGUAAUCCCUAUGAAUCACCGUAAAUCGGUGUUCUUUCUUGCUCUUUAUGUACUAGCUAUUGGUGAAGGUGGACAUAAGCCAUGUGUACAGACCUUCGCGGCAGAUCAGUUCGAUGAGCAGAAGCCGGAGGAGAAAUCUGCUAAGAGCUCAUUCUUCAACUGGUGGUACUUGGCCAUAGUUGUUAGUGCUACCUCAGCAGUCUUGUUGGUCAUUUACGUCCAGGAUAACGUUGGAUGGACAGAAGGAUUUGGGAUAUUGGCAGGAGCAGUAGCAGUGGCGUUGGUUAUAUUCUUGGCAGGAAUGAAGAAAUACAGGAAAGAGGCACCUGUUGGGAGCCCAUACACAGCACUGGUGCAAGUGCUGAUAGCGGCAGCAAGGAAGCGGCGCGUGAAUGAGACGCUGGAGGGAUGGGGUAUUUGUUAUGAAGAUGAUGAUAAAGAUGGGGCUGACCUCGAGGUCGUGGGUCAACCUAGGGCUCGGACAUUGGCCCGCACUGAACAAUUCAGGUUAUUGGACAAGGCAAUGAUAAUUGACAACAUGGAUGCCUCAAGCAAUACCAGAAAUCCAUGGAGGCUCUGCACCCUAAACCAAGUGGAAGAAGUGAAGUUAGUCCUUCGCCUUAUCCCCAUUUGGCUAAGUUGCUUGAUGUUCACAGCCGUUGUAGUUCAAACCCACACAUUUUUCACCAAGCAAGGCAGCACAAUGAUCAGAUCAAUCGGACCAAACUUCCAGUUUCCUCCAGCAUCGCUUCAAUCCCUCAUAGGCAUCACCAUCCUCGUAGCUGUCCCGCUUUACGACCGAGUUUUCGUCCCCAUGGCCAGAAAAAUUACAGGACACCCUUCUGGGAUAACCAUGCUUCAAAGAAUCGGCAUUGGCUUGUUCCUCUCCAUUCUUCAAAUGGCAGUGUCAGCUCUAGUAGAGGCUAAAAGAGUCAGCACUGCAAGAGACCAUGGCCUUAUGGACAACCCAAAAGCAAUAGUACCAAUGUCCGUGUGGUGGUUGCUCCCGCAAUACAUGUUGAGUGGACUAGCAGAUUUGUUUACAGUGGUUGGGUUACAAGAACUGUUCUAUGAUCAAAUGCCGGAAGCCAUGAGAAGCAUGGGAGCAGCUGCAUAUCUAAGUAUACUAGGAAUUGGGAGCUUCAUAAAUACUGCUGCUAUAUCUGCAGUGCAGGCUAUUACCUCCAAGUAUGGAAGUGUUUGGCUUGAAGAUAAUCUGAAUCGUGCCCAUCUUGAUUACUUCUACUGGGUGUUGGCAGUAAUGAGUGCUUUAAAUUUGUGUGUUUAUAUAUGGGUUGCUAAAGGUUUUGUGUACAAGAAAGUUGAAGGUGAAGAAACAGAGAAAGAGGAGAGAAGUGACGAGCCUUGAGCAUUUGGAUGUGAAGAUUUGAGACUCUUAUCUCUUUAUAUAAAUAUAAAGAAUCAAGCUGGUAAAAUAGUGUUUUGUACUUGGAAUUUGAUAGUCUAAUCUUAGAUUCUAGAUUAUGCAAUCAAGAUAAGGACAACUGAUUAGAAACAUCAUUCAAAAGUAUGUCAGAGAUGAAAGAGGGAGCUGAAUAUCAAACUCUUACAAAUUUCAUA
Messenger RNA from Manihot esculenta (cassava), 2007 nucleotides. Its product is annotated as protein NRT1/ PTR FAMILY 5.4. NCBI's taxonomy places the organism in Eukaryota, Viridiplantae, Streptophyta, Magnoliopsida, Malpighiales, Euphorbiaceae. The record is from RefSeq and is a predicted model, not a curated record. Gene Ontology annotation, cellular component: membrane. Bases 59 to 1795 code for a protein of 578 amino acids. Gene Ontology annotation, biological process: dipeptide transport; transmembrane transport. The transcript has 5 exons. Gene Ontology annotation, molecular function: tripeptide transmembrane transporter activity; dipeptide transmembrane transporter activity.